Messenger RNA from Aureobasidium subglaciale EXF-2481, 824 nucleotides. RefSeq lists its product as uncharacterized. Bases 108 to 743 code for a protein of 211 amino acids. Lineage: Eukaryota; Fungi; Ascomycota; Dothideomycetes; Dothideales; Saccotheciaceae. The record is from RefSeq and is a predicted model, not a curated record. The transcript has a single exon.
UGUCUCCCUAAUUCCAACGCAGUUCGUCUUUGCAUCUCUCAAGUUUUCGUGCUUCCAUGAUCAAUUCUUUCCAGCACAUGCGCGUUUGAUACCCGCAUCUCAUCAAGAUGGAUGCCGUCACGACGACAAAACUUCAAGUCCAAAGCACCACACCACCCUUGACGUCCCCUAUCAUCUUAUCGAAAGACGCUACACCUGCCACCACUCUCUCGAGAGAUACCACAAAGUCCACCGCACCCAAGAUCUCAGAUCGGCACAUUCUCAAAGUCAACAUUCUCAAGGAACAGAGAAAGCAAAAGCUCGACGAAUUAGUCACCACACAAGCACAAGUCAACAAGCACCUCACCGACAGCUGCGAUCACAAUCUCCAAAUCACCCAACUUCGCCUGGUUUUUGGCGCUGGCAAUUCCGUCAUCAGAAUCAAUGAAGAUGGCAGUAUCAAUGCCUGCAACCUCGCAAAGAUCGCCCUCGCAUCAGAAUUACUCGACCAUGACAAGAACUUGAGGGAGAGCUUGAGCGCUUUCAACAACAGCCAGAAGCAGUACUUUGGAUUGAUCAAGGAGAUGAAGGAGAUUGAGAUUGAAAUUCAGAAGGAGCUUACACCUGGCAAUGGCGAUGAUGACGAGAUGAGUGAGGAGGAGGAUGUGGAGUUUAGAGGCUCGCAGGUCAGGUUUUCUAUGCUUGAGCAGUAUCGUGUUCAGGUGACCGAGACUUGGCUUGAGUGGUUGGAUGAGCUUGCUUGAAGUUUAUUGUGCCUGGGGUCAGGCUCGCGGCGUUGUUGCAGCAGUUGGGAGGUGGAAACAUGUGCUUCCGUUCACAGAUGG